AUGGGUGUCCUAAAACUGAAAAGUGACAAGAAGAAGAGGGAAAAGGCGAAGGAAACCAAAAUAGAUUAUGCAAAAUGUUUAAAAAGAACAAAAAUUAAGGAGAAAAUAAUUCGGAAGGACACCGAAGACGAAUUCGACCUCUCGAUAUUCGCCAAAACAGAUCAUGCAUCGAAUAAAAUACGACAGCUGAAUUAUGCCAAACUAGUUAAAGCCAUAAGGAAAAACAAAAAUUUAAUUGCAAAUCAUGUGCAAAAAAUUUUGGAGAUUUACGGAAAGGGCAUUAUAGAUGACGAUGAAAAUGUCCGUAAUUAUUCCUCCAAAAUAUUUUACCAUUUGGUGAAUAGCCAUAUCGAUUUUGAUGUCUUCCACAGCAAGAUUAAAACUUGCUUGUUUCACUCGCUGAAGAUAGGAAGAGUCCCUCUAAAGGUGCUAAACCUGGAGCUAUGUCACAGCUUCUUUUUUACGAAGAUUCACUACUGCCAUAAGUUUUUCUAUGAAUUUUUGAGCAACAUUUUGGGCUGCUUCGUUUCGCUGCCGAUUGAGAAGCAGGUCACAACGGUGAAGUAUUUCUUCCUCUUGUUCAAGCACAAAGGGAGAUUCAAGCGGGGUGGGAGGAACCUCCCCAGUGGGGUGAAGCAACAAGGGAGAAGUGGUUCCGUGGAAGAAACAUCCAUUGACAUAGCAGAGGAGGGGGGUCCUCUCCAUGGAGAAGAAAUCCCUGAUGACGAAUCAAGGGGAGACCCGGACAAUUGCUACGAAUUCAUAAUCCGCACGAACAAGCGAAACAGCUGUAACGACCCCUUCCUGCUGAAGAAGGAGACAAAAACGAGCAUCCCGGUGGCAACCAAAAUGGAGAUUUACACAAAACUACUGAAAUGUCUGUACAACUUUAUGGAUGAAGUGGUAUACAAUUCGAUCAACGUAGAUUUGAUUCACCUCUACACGAAGAUUUUAAAAGUAAUAACAUUUAUCAUGAAGAAGAAAAAAACAAUUUUGAAACAAGAAAUGAUGAUCCUAAUUAAUAAUUUUCUGCACAGAGCAAUGGGGGUGAUUAACGAACAUGCAGCUGAGUUAAGUAGCUGCAAAAAGGUGCUGAACAUGAUUUACUACUUCUUCCUGUUGGUUUUAUCACUGUGUGGAAAAGAGAUGAAUAAUUUUGAGGAUGCCAAUAGGAAGGUUCCAAUAAACUACGUAGGGUUAGUAAAGUAUUGUCUCUCCAUUUACUUUUAUGCCCUAUUACGAUGUGAAUUUUUUACCGUAGAAAAUCCGGAGCAGCAAAGAAGCGGAGGUGCCCCAAACGGGGAUGUAAAAAGGGGGAAUGAUUCAUUUCAUCACAGUGAAGGGAGAAGUCACACGGAAGUAAGCACUCAUGUAGUCAACAAUUUUUGUGAUGGGAAGAGGAAGAAGGGGACACAAAAAAACAUGGAGAAGUAUGCAAGGAAAUACUUUCACCUGUUAGUCUGUCUGUACGAAAUGUUUAUUCAUCGAAAGGAUAAGAAAACUGUGUGGCAAGAUGGAGCAUCCCAUGAGGGAAAAGCAAGCGGGAAAAACACCGACCAGAGGGAGAAAAGCAACAACAGUAAUAUUGCUUAUAGCAAUGCCGAAAGGAUAAUCAAAUUGGUGGAAAAAAAAGUACACAUGUAUGAGAAUGGUAGAGAGGUUAGAGUUCUAUGUGGACUCGUGUUAAAAUAUUUAAGCAACUUUUCGCAAAGCAGUAUCGACCAGAUGGAUCAAUUUUGCUACUUUGUAAUUAUCCUUGCGCAACAGGCAAAUGGGGGGGUGAAUCAACCCGAUUAUGGAGUACCACAUGUGGGGGAAAGACUCUCCACUUUUCAAGAGGAAAACACCCAACAGAAUAGCUACCAGUGGAGGAGUGCGGAUCACUUGGAUGAGGGAGGCUCCCAAAACAGGAGGUCAUCAUUUCCAUUCUUAACCACCCCUUUCAUGUUCGUACUUUUAGCAGACUGUGAGUGCUUCAUAAAUAAUAACUUCUUCGACACGUUUUUCGAAACGUUUAACGAAGAAGAGAGGAGUAGAACAAUGGAAGCGAUUUCGUUUGUGCAGAAUGGAGGAAGUACGAUCAACAUAGUUACGAGACAGACUUUUGAUUGUUUUGUUGGAAAAUUAUUUUCCAUUUUGUACAGUUAUAAUAACGCCAUUUUUGUGAAUAACUGCCUUUUUUUCCUUUCCUUCCUAAGUGUAAAUAAGCGGAAGGUGAAGAAGGCGUACGUGAAUUUUAACCAUUGCAUUGGCACCAGGCUGGAAAUGGAACAGCUGCUUCGCCUCGAUGUAAGGACCCACUUGGAUGAUGUGAUGAAGGAUAAGGGAGAGAUACUGAUUGAUUACUUUUUAAGCAAAAAUAGACACAUGAUCCACUCCUUUGAGCUAAUUUCUAAUCUGUAUUUUUUGUACGAAAAUAGAAGUAGAAGGUUACUCUUGUUCAUUUAUUUUUUGAUUUUAAAAUUUGAGAAGGAGGGGAGUACCUUGCGCUUCGCCUUGGGGGAGGAAGAAGCCAUGGUUCUUCUGGCCCGGGUUUUUCGUACCCCUCUUUGGAAUGACUACACAUGCGUAGUAAACGUUCAGUGUAGCAGCUUCCCUUUGGUUGGUGUCUCCCCCGAACAGGGUCACCAGGGCGAUGCGGAGGUUAACCCAGAUGGGGGGAAGACAGAAGAAGGGAUUUCUCUUUAUUUUCUCAAAAAAAAAUGCACAUUUAGGAUAAACAAGGAUUAUCUAUAUAGGGAAGAUUUUUUACUUUUCUUUCUCAAGAUGAGCGUAUCCAAGUGGAAUUUUAUUAUCCGAAGUGACAUAUACACAGUUAUGCAUGUGAACUGUUCAAACCGAGAUGGACAUACAACCGUUGCGCAGGUCUCAGGUGGAGAGAAAUAUGUCAACCUCAUUUUGACUAUAAAACGAAUGGCAUUCAUCAUUUCUAAUGUUAACGUAUGUAUUGAGAAUAAGGGAAAGAAUUUGAAUAACUCCCUUUUCAUAAUGGAUUACUUAUUUGGGGUAAUCGAUCGGGUUGGGUUGACUGAUCACCCCAUGGCAGGGUGCUCAAACGAUUGCGAUAGAUUAUUCGUACUAGUUAAAGUGGCUUUUCUGUUUUAUUUCGUAUCUUUUUAUUUGUUCCCAUGUUUGUUGUCCAAGAGGAGGGGAAGUUUGCAUCCAGAGGGAGGAGCAAUCGAUGUGGGGGAGAACCGCAGGGAUAGAGAAGAAGUUACUGGCGUUUUGGCUGCUGUCAAGCAGGGGGAAGCGGAUUUACAAGUUGAUGCAGCGAUUGGACGGGAGCAUAUGUACUACGACCACAGUGAAGAUGCGACGGUUGACGUGGCUACUUUUGUCGAGUUCGUGAAGGAGACCCUUUCCAAAAGUGGCAACAAGGAAGAAGAACCCCAAUUGGAUAAGUUCGCAUAUGUGAUGCCGCACUCCCACAUGGCCUGUAGAUAUUUUGACAUCCUAUUUGAGCAGGGCGUUAUGUACACAUGCAGCGUUAAUGAGGACCUUCAACAAAUGACAAGCGUGAACUUGGAAUAUAAUCUGAGCACCCACGUAGAAUUUCAAAAUAUGCUCACAAAAAUUGAGAGCAGCAUAACCAUCGUCAGUUUCAACAGCAUAGUAGAUGUACCUGUAAGGGGAAUCAUCAAAUUGCUGGCAAUCACCAUUUUUAAAAUGUCACUCAACAGGAACAUUUUGUAUGCUCGGUUGGUUAACAAUUCGGACUGCUUUCCGAAUGAGUACCUUUACGAUUUAAACUUUUUCUUUUUUUUCCAUCAUUUCGUGUCAUGGUUGAUUCAAAAAGUGUGGAGCUUAUCUGAUGGUCCCUUCUCCCAGCGGAGUUACUACUCCAUCUCGUUCUUAAUAGAUAUCCUUAUGUGCGCGUACUGCAUCAUGGAGGAGGUCGCGAAGACGAUGGAGAUGACAUUCUGUCGGGGCGCGACAGGAGAUGCGGCAAAUGAGGCAGAUAAGGCAAAUGAGGCAGAUAAUCCAGAUGGCCCACAUAUGAUGGGCGAACCCCCACUUGCAGCAGCAAAAAGGAGCCUGCAAAAACUGAAUGAACGGCUGAGGUGCACACUGAACGAAAUGCCGCAAAAGGAUAAGAGAUACCUUUUCCCGCGAGUCAAGUUGCUAGUAGAAAAGUAUCUCUAA
Plasmodium cynomolgi strain B is the source of this 4143-nucleotide messenger RNA. RefSeq lists its product as hypothetical. NCBI's taxonomy places the organism in Eukaryota, Apicomplexa, Aconoidasida, Haemosporida, Plasmodiidae. The transcript is spliced from 2 exons. Bases 1 to 4143 code for a protein of 1380 amino acids. The record is from RefSeq and is a predicted model, not a curated record.